UCCUGAGCGCUGAUGUGUUACUAGCUGCCUCCUACAGGUCUGAGAAAAUGUUCAACUUCGGGUCAAAAUUCCUGCUGCUUUUUCUCCUGGCCUUCCCCUGUGGAUUACUCUCCAUCGGCCAUGUCUCUGCACAGCCAGACUCGGCUGAGGACACUGCUGAGGACGCUGAUGCUGCAGUAGAUGAGGAGGAAGAUGAUGAAGAGGUCCUUGUUGAGGAAGAUCAGAUACAAACCUCGGAGGGAGACGAAGAUGAGCCAGAUGAAGCUGCAGAUAAACCUUUAACUUCUCACCCUGAUGCCGACACAACCAUCAUCUUCACGACAGGAGAAGAGUUCCCUGCCAAUGAAAUCGUGAGGUUCCUGGUGGGUUUCACCAACAAAGGGAGUCAGGAUUUCACUGUUCAGUCGUUGGAGGCCUCCUUCCGUUAUCCCCAGGACUUCCAGUUCUACAUUCAGAAUUUCACAGCUUUGCCCCUGAACACUGUGGUGCAGCCCCAGGCUCAGGCCUCCUUUGAGUACUCUUUCAUCCCAGCUCAGCCCAUGGCUGGUCGUCCAUUCGGUCUGGUUAUCCUCCUCAACUAUCUUGACCUUGAGGGCAACGUGUUCCAGACUGCCAUUUACAACCAGACUGUCACCAUCACCGAGAAAGAAGAGGGACUGGACGGAGAAACAAUGUUCAUGUACGUGUUCCUGGGUGGACUGGUGGUUCUGAUGCUCUUUGGGAUGUACCAGGUCCUAGAGUCGCGGACAAAAAAGAGAAUCCCAGUGAAAAUAGAGAAGGGCACUGGCGGGUUAAAUGAUGUGGACAUCAGCUGGAUUCCCCAGGAGACACUCAAUGCCAUGAACAAGGCUUCCCCGAAAACAUCUCCACGGAAACGAACCAAGAGGGCCGCUGGAGCAGAUCAGUAAUACCGUCCGUUUUCCAUCCAUCAUCAUGCUGUCCAUCAGGCUUUCAGAGUUCUUUUCCUCACCACAGUAACCCGAUUCCCAUUCACAAUGGUUCAGCUUUUCUGGGAUCCAAUUUCCAGCCCGACCAGCAUGUUAAAGAUGUUGGAUUUCAUCCUCUCAGUCUGAUGUCCCUGCUGGUAUCACGGCCAGAGAACAUCCUUGACUCUACUGCUCCGCUCGGAGCGAGACCACUUAGACACUAACCGGACUGAACUACAGUUCAUUUUUAAAGUGACUGUUUUAUCUGUGUGUGUGUGUGGGUUUGUGUUAAAAUUGAGAAAAGAUGAACCAAUUAGUCAUUAAAAAUCAUCGAAAAACAAGAGGGAUGUGGUACAGGCUGCCCCCCCAAAAAAGCUGCAUACAUCCAUCCAUGAACGCUUCAAAGUCAUAAUAAUUGCUUUGAAGAUUAAUGACAUUAUGUUUGGAGAUUUGACAUCUUUGGGAUAAAAUUGAUUUCAUGGCUUCAGAACAUUCAUAUUUCAUCCUCCCUCUCUCUGUCAUGUAAACACCAUUGUGCCUUACCUGCACUGUGAUUGCGAUGCCCCGCAAAGACUUGACGUUAGGGAAAAAUAGAGGCAUUUGAUUAAAAGGUUGCCCACUGAUACUGCUCUGCUUUUAGCAUCCAGUCACAUCCAGUAUAGGCUGAGGUUUGUAAAACUUUGAGUUUGAUAUGAUAUUUGUUUUACAGUGGGGCAAUGGCAGCUGCAAGUAAAAUAAAUAUUGAAACAGUGUUCUCUGGAAGUUUCUGCAGGUUAAUUUAUGGGUUUCAUCCCCUAACUGUUGUAAGAGGCUCAGUGGAGCAUUUCAAACUCUUACGUGGUGCUGUUGGCGCAGUCUUUCAGAUUGCAUGCCUUUAUAUGUGAUGCAACAAUUUUUAAAAAACAAUAAAAGGGUGAACAAAGUGCUUUUUGUUCCUGUUGGCUGCUCUCUUACAAACUCUAUUUUUUAAUUAUGAUACUGUUCUCAUCUGCAUUCUGUCACAUUUUGUGCUUCAUGCGGUAAUUUUGUCGCAAUCUUCUGUACACAGCUUCAGUAAAAUAACAACUGGAGAUGCCGUCACUUUCAGAAAAUUAGGAUGAAAAUGACCUACGCCACAGAGAUUUUACAAAACUCUCCGUAAGGCUUCAUUUUUAUGGGUUUGCAAAUUCCAAAUUCCUGGAAAUUAUUCUGGAAAAAGCUAAAGAAGUUGGCACUAACUCAUUAAAUAACUAACAACUUAUUUAAAAAAAAUGUUGUUCAGCUGGCACAC
Xiphias gladius (swordfish) is the source of this 2196-nucleotide messenger RNA. RefSeq names its product translocon-associated protein subunit alpha-like. Gene Ontology annotation, cellular component: endoplasmic reticulum membrane; endoplasmic reticulum. NCBI's taxonomy places the organism in Eukaryota, Metazoa, Chordata, Actinopteri, Istiophoriformes, Xiphiidae. The transcript has 9 exons. The record is from RefSeq and is a predicted model, not a curated record. The coding region runs from base 48 to 908 and encodes 286 amino acids.